This is a messenger RNA of Protopolystoma xenopodis, 426 nucleotides long. The record is from the annotation of a GenBank genome assembly. Lineage: Eukaryota; Metazoa; Platyhelminthes; Monogenea; Polystomatidea; Polystomatidae.
AUGUGGAGUCCCAGCAUCUGUUCCGAGCAUCCAAUUGUACAUGAAACCGCCUUCGCUUGUCUUCAAGAGUUUGUGUCACACUGUUCUAUUGACAUUGAACUGCGUCAUGCUAAUGUGAAACCGAUUCUUCAGAACGUUCGCCAGCCCACCAGCUCUAUGCGUCCAGCCACUGCGCGUCAAUUGGCUUAUUGCGCCCAACUUUUUCCUAGCACCUUCAGCGAGCGUCUCUGCGAGGCAAUCAAUACUCAUCUCACCACUCUGGUAGACGAUCUGGCCAACAAACAAAAUCCUGCGUCCGUCACGACCCUCGUACCUUAUUUAUUCGGAAAUACCGAAUGGCUUUUAUGCUUAAACAUCACUCGCCUUGGAUAUUCGAAAUUGGCACCAUGCUCAACACGUAUCCCCAUUAACAUGCACCAAUCAUGA